AUGCGCAUCACAUUGUUAUUUCGUCAGUGUAUGGUUUGACAAGCUGCUGGAGACGGCUGAUUUCUUUGAACGCUUUUCUUGGGUCAAUUUCUUGUCAAGGCGAUUCGCUUUGGCUUUCGGCGCGCCUUUUUGUUGUAGUCGUUGUUGUUGUAGUCGUUGCCGUUCUUGUUGUUGGGCGCCAUGAACGUGACACUGGCGGUGAAGCAGUACAUCUCGAAGAUGAUCGAGAGCAGCGGGGCCGGGAUGAAGGUGCUGCUCAUGGACAAGGAGACGACGAGUGUGGUGAGCGUGGUUUACACGCAGUCGGAGAUCCUGCAGAAGGAGGUCUACCUCUUCGAACGCAUCGACUCUCAGGGCAGAGAAAGCAUGAAGCACUUGAAGGCUAUCUGCUUCCUCAGACCCAGCAAGGAAAACGUGCAACAUCUGAUCCAGGAGCUGAGAAGACCAAAGUACAGCGUCUACUUUAUUUACUUCAGCAACGUGAUCAGCAAAAGUGAAAUCAAGGCUUUGGCUGAGGCGGACGAACAGGAAGUGGUGGCUGAAGUGCAGGAGUUUUAUGGCGAUUUCAUUGCCGUCAAUCCUCACGUGUUCUCCCUCAACCUGCAGGGUGUGGCCAAGGGGCGUAGCUGGGACCCGUCCAUGUUGUUGCGCUGCACGCAGGGCCUGACGUCCGUCCUGCUGGCCCUGAAGAAGUGCCCCAUGAUCCGCUAUCAGCUGUCCUCCGACAUGGCCAAACGGCUGGCGGAGAGCGUCAAGCAAAUCAUCACCAAGGAGUACGAGCUCUUUGACUUCAGGAAGACGGAAGUCCCGCCCCUGCUGCUCAUUCUGGACCGCAGCGACGACGGCGUCACGCCACUGCUCAACCAGUGGACGUACCAGGCCAUGGUGCACGAGCUGCUGGGCUUCAACAACAACCGCAUCGACUUGUCCGGGGUGCCCGGUAUCAGCAAAGACCUGCGCGAGGUGGUCCUGUCCGCUGACAACGACGACUUCUACGCCAACAACUUGUACUUAAACUUUGGUGAGAUCGGCAGCAACAUCAAGAACCUAAUGGAGGACUUUCAAAAGAAAAGACCCAAAGGCCAGCAGAAGCUAGAGUCCAUCUCGGACAUGAAGGCCUUUGUGGACAACUACCCGCAGUUCAAGAAGAUGUCGGGCACCGUGUCCAAGCACGUGACGGUGGUGGGCGAGCUGUCGCGGCUUGUGGCCGAGCGACGGCUGAUGGAGGUGUCAGAGGUGGAGCAAGAACUGGCCUGCCAGAACGACCACAACGGCGCGCAGCAGAACGUGCGUCGGCUGCUGCGCGACAGCCGCGUGACGGAGCUGGACGCCGUACGGCUGGUGGCGCUUUACGCGCUGCGCUACGAGCGUCACGCCGCCAGCGUCCUGCCGGCGCUUCUGGACGAGCUGGCCAGGAGAGGCGUGUCCGACCGACACCGCAAGAUGGUCCAGUGUGUGGUUGAGUACGGCGGCAAGCGGGUUCGAGGAAGCGAGCUGAUGGCACCGACGGACGCUGUUGCCAUCACCAAGCAGUUCUUCAAAGGCCUCAAGGGUGUGGAGAACGUCUACGCGCAGCAUCGGCCUCUUCUUCACGACACGCUGGAUCAGCUGCUGAAAGGCCGCCUGAAGGACACUCACUUUCCCUACCUGGGAGCCAGUAGCCUCCGGGACAGGCCCCAGGACGUGGUGGUGUUUAUGAUCGGCGGCGCCACUUACGAAGAAGCGCUGAGUGUGUACAACUUGAACCGCAGCACGCCCGGCGCGCGCGUCGUGCUGGGAGGGACUAGCAUGCUCAACACCAAGAGCUUCUUGGAGGAAGUGAUGUCAUCCACGAGCGGCAGCCUCAGUCGCCAUAGCAACAGACACUGACCACUCUGUGGAUGGAGAGUACGUCAAGAACAUCCGUCCCUCAUCGGCACGUGGGUCCCAUUUCUGCCUCGGGAGGCGACGACGCGCCUCGUCCGUUUUGCGCCUUUUUGUUACUGCUGAUCUGGCCACGUCAAGGGCAAUUAAAUGUAAAGGUUCAAAUCAUGA
This is a messenger RNA of Syngnathus acus (greater pipefish), 2034 nucleotides long. RefSeq names its product vacuolar protein sorting 45 homolog (gene vps45). The transcript is spliced from 15 exons. Bases 181 to 1869 code for a protein of 562 amino acids. Gene Ontology annotation, cellular component: Golgi membrane. The record is from RefSeq and is a predicted model, not a curated record. Gene Ontology annotation, biological process: vesicle-mediated transport; intracellular protein transport. NCBI's taxonomy places the organism in Eukaryota, Metazoa, Chordata, Actinopteri, Syngnathiformes, Syngnathidae.